GCCGACGGACUCGAUUACAAUACUUUCUUUGCUUACGCUCGGGAAGUAAAAAUGACAUAACACGUCAAGGCACUCUACGUCAUAUUACUCCCACUGACCGCCAACCGACGUAAAUACAUAGUAUCGAAAUUGGUACUACGUUGAGCCGUUCUGCGGUCAGUGGCAGCACCACCUGGUCGUCCUUGCUGUCGGGACGCGCCACAGUGGAAACUCCACUGGCGUGCUAAUCGUUAGUACCAGAAAAGAAGAUACGUAUAAACAAAAAAACCCACGACCCCAACGGUGAAACCAACUUGACCUUCCUAUCGUCAUUACCGCUUGAAACAACUUGUGAACGACAACGUAAAUAAAACUCGUCAUCAGAAUGCAGUUUAUAGUAAAAAUUGUUCUUUUUUGUGCGACGGUAAAAGCUUUUGACUUCACCGAGUAUUCACGCAAGAGAAACAAAAGGGCAACAGAUCAGAACAAUACUUGCACACUCCCACCGCAUCCCGAGUUUGGCCGAUGGCAGGUUUACGAUCGCGAUUCCUCUGAGUUUACUCCGGGACAAACGGUACCAUCGCGAACAGUAUUGGAAGUGACCUGUCAACACGAUUACAGUCCAGAUAUUUCUGAGGCGUCUUCAACAUGCAUUCGUGGACAAUGGAAACCCAGAAUCGCGAGAUGUUUCAAAUCAUGCAAGACCCUAACCAGUACUUGGCUUAUGACAACAACUUGCAGCAUUAAUAGGAUUCCGUUAGAUUCUUGCGCUAAUGCGGUCCACGGAACAGUCGCUGAGUUUCAGUGCGCUCCGUAUUAUGAAGUCGUUGGGGAAAAAGAUCCAUUCAGGUUGUGUUCUAACGGGAGUUGGGGUGGCAGUUUGCCGACGUGUGUUCCUGUGUGUGGUAAACCUUACAUUGACCGCACUUUAAUCGUGGCGGGUUCUAAAACAAAAGUCGGAGAUUAUCCCUGGCAAGCAGCUCUGUACAGAGUAAUCGAUAAAGAAUUGAUCUGUGGAGGAAGUUUAAUAAACGAAAGAGUUCUCUUAACUGCGGCACACUGUGUAGCUGACGACGAAGGCAAGGAAUACCCAGAACAACUGUACAUGGUGGCCGUGGGAAAAUAUUACCGAGAAUAUAAUCACACCGAAGACAAAAACGCCCAGUUUUGUUCGGUGCAUAAGAUAUUUGUUCCGAGACAGUACAAAGCAUCUGUUCAGAAUUUCCGGGCUGAUAUCGCCCUCCUAGUAACAAACAACGCUUUCACUCUUUCCAUUUACGUGCAGCCAGUGUGUAUGGCAUGGAAAACGAGCAUCCACGAAAUGCUGACGGACCCUGACAGAACGAAAGAGGCUUAUGUCAGUGGCUGGGGUUAUACUGUGGAAUAUAAAGACGUUUCCGCGGUUCUUAAACAAUUGAAAGUACCAAUUGUUAGCGAAGAAGAGUGCACCAAGAGAUUAACUCCAGAAGAUGCACAAUUUUACACCGACGAUAAGAUAUGUGCCGGCUACAUAAAUUCUAGUCGUUCGGUGUGCAAAGGUGACAGUGGUGGCGGCUUAGUUACUUUGCACGAAGAUCGUUAUCACCUCAUCGGAACUGUAAGUAUUUCUCCGAGAGGAACCACCGAACAUGGCGGCUGUGACAGUCAACACUACAGCCUGUACACCAAAGUUUCGGAAUAUUUAGACAAUUUCAUUCACCAACCAGAGGAACGAUUUAGACCAAAUGCCACCUACAAGAUAGAUGCCAGUUGUGCCAUUCCAGUUUUAAACGAAUCAUUCAUAGCAACAUUUCAGAUUGUACCGCCCGGUCACUGCGUUUUGCCUCAACAUCCAGAGUUUGGAAACUGGAACGUUUAUUACGGAUUAGAUGAAUUUAAACCAGGACAAUCAGUACCAUCAGGUGUUAUCUUAAGAAUAUCAUGUGCCAGCAAUUUUAAAGUAGUUGGCAACAGUCAACUAACUUGUGACGAUGGAGAAUGGUCAGACGACAUUGGUCAAUGUUCGAAAAUCUGUCCUUCGUUUGAUACGCGAAUUUGCUCUACCAAUAACACGAUAAUCGAAGAGUGCAGACGAAGUGUCGAAGGUACCGUUACCAAGUUCCGAUGUGCUCCAUUUUAUGAAGACACGCAACUAGAAACGAAACCCUUCCGAACUUGUAGUAACAGUACGUGGAGUAAAGAACAGCCUCAUUGUCAACCAGUUUGCGGAAAAUUAUCAAUUUCAAGCAUUAACUCGACUGUCGAUGAGGCACUGAUGCCAAGAAAUUAUCCUUGGCAAGUGGGUAUAUUCACUGAAGAAUCAAACCGUCGAUUCGUAUUCACCGGAUCACUUUUAAGUGAAAAAAUUGUGAUAACUGUUGCACAUUUUGUUACGGAUGGCAACGGACGGCUAGGUCCAGCAGAAAAUUUUAUUGUGGGUGCUGGUAUGAUGUACAUGUUAUUAAAUGAUAUCAACGAAACUUACGCUCAAUAUUCCAAGGUGGAGGCCGCGUAUCUACCUGACCAGUUUAAACCAUUUGAGUACCACUCCGAUAUUGCAAUUUUGGUUCUAAGGAAAACAUUUGUUUUUUCGUCGCAUGUGCGGCCUAUUUGUCUAGAUGUCGAACAGAACUACAAGUUCGCCGAGAAUCAAGAGCUUUAUUAUGAAUUCUGGGCUACAGAGGACACGACUCUUGUGAAUAAAGCAAGGGACAAGAAGAUUUCUUCAGUGUCUCGGUCAACUUGUCAAGCUAAUUCAAUACAACGAUAUGGACACAUUUUUGCAGCAGACAAAUUGUGUGGUCGCCAUUUUGCAGAUGCCGAAUACAAAGGAAUUGGUGUAAUGCACAAACACAACGAUACAUAUUAUCUUGUGGGCGUUAUUUCCUGGCUAUUGGACAAUCAAUACAAAAAUUUCUCAGUCGUAGUUUACACGGAUAUUUCAAAGCACAUGGACUUUAUUGUAAAAAAAUUAAAUUUAUUUAGAGUAUAGGAGAUAGAUUCAGUAUUUUAUGAUGUUGAUUAUUUCCUUUCAUUUUUGAAAUAUUGCAUGAAUUUGGAGACAGGAUAUUUUCCAUUUUAUUACUUUAUUACGAGGUAAACCUGUACUUUUUCAGUAAUUGUUUCGUCUGGAGUGAAAAUAAAUAAAUAAAGCUUUUUCUUUAA
Zophobas morio is the source of this 3123-nucleotide messenger RNA. RefSeq names its product inactive serine protease PAMR1-like. Bases 365 to 2950 code for a protein of 861 amino acids. Gene Ontology annotation, biological process: proteolysis. The record is from RefSeq and is a predicted model, not a curated record. Gene Ontology annotation, molecular function: serine-type endopeptidase activity. The transcript has 17 exons. NCBI's taxonomy places the organism in Eukaryota, Metazoa, Arthropoda, Insecta, Coleoptera, Tenebrionidae.